AUGGCGACACCAAACUUGUAUAACUUCUCCAUCGAGCAACGGCGCCAGGAAGAAUUCCCACAGCUCAGAAAUGCAGUUUAUGUUGAUCAUGCUGGAGCCACUUUGUGUAGUAAGUCACAAAUUGAUGCAGUUCACCAGGAGCUGACUUCUACCUUGUACGGAAACCCACAUAGCUACAAUGCCUCGAGUAAACUGGCUACAGAUACUGUCGAUCAGAUCAGAUACAGACUGCUCAAGUUCUUUAACACGUCCCAUGAAGAAUACAGCCUUAUAUUCACGGCUGGAUGCACGGCAUCGCUGAAGAUUGUUGCAGAGUGUUUCAGCUUUGGCAAUGAACCUUCUGGAGUGUUCUGUUUCUUGGAAGACAAUCACACAUCCGUACAAGGCAUGAGAGAACUAGUUGCUGAAAGAUCUUCCGGAAUCUUCUGUCUCAAUGAGGAAGAACUUACUACCGCUAUCUCAAAUCAGAUUUCAGGGACGAAAGCUGAGAAUGAAAACCUUCCUAAAGAUAACAAGGCUUCUUCUCCAGUCGAUCCUCCCUCUGUGUCCUCAUCGGCCCGGUCACUGCUGGCAUAUCCUGCCCAGUCAAACUUUUCCGGAAGGAAGUACCCCCUUGACUGGGUCAAUAGAGUCCAGAAAUCUGGCCUAGGUCUUCCUGGCAGAAGGCAACUUACUUCAGAGAAAUGGUUUGUGCUUCUUGAUGCUGCCGCUUUUGUGAGUACCAGUCGACUGAAUCUGUCCGAGGUCAAGCCAGACUUUGUGACACUGUCAUUCUACAAGAUGUUUGGUUACCCCACUGGCUUGGGUGCUCUCCUGGUUCACAAACGGGCCUCUAAUACCUUGUCUAAGAAGUACUUUGGCGGUGGAACUGUGGCAAUGAGUGCUGCCAAAGAUCGAUUUCACGUCUUCAGAGACACCUUGCAUGAAAGAUUUGAAGAUGGAACUCUACCAUUUCUAAGCAUAAUUAGCCUAAGGCUUGGCCUAGAUGCGCUUAACAAAUUAGCAGGUGGCAUGGACAGAAUAUCCCAGCAUGUGUUUGCGGUUGCCCAGUACUUUCAUCAUCAUCUGCAGAGCCUCAAGCAUGGGAAUGGCCACCCCCUGGCCCAGAUUUAUGGAGACGUCCAGUUUAAUGAUCCCAGAGAACAAGGAGGACUUGUGACCUUUAAUCUCCGGAGAGCAGAUGGAAAGUUUAUCGGGUUUGCAGAGGUGGACAAAUUUGCACAGCUGCAUGAUGUACAUCUUCGGACUGGGUGUUUUUGCAACAUUGGGGCCUGCCAGAUUUAUCUGAAUCUGUCAUCAAAGCUCAUCAGAGACAAUUUUGCUGCAGGCCAUGUCUGUGGCGACAACAUGGAUCUCAUUAAUGGACUUCCAACUGGGGCUGUGCGGAUUUCCUUUGGAUACAUGUCGACUAUCUCAGAUGCACGGGUUUGCCUGCGUUUUAUCGCAGACACUUUCCUGGAGCAAGUGACCCCAGUCCCAAUAUUUCCGGACCCUGAGUGGUACAGAAGUGCUUCUGAAGACGGAAAAAGUGACCUAACUGAGGUCAAGAAGGCUGAGAAGGUUACUAAGGCCUUAGAGAAAAAUGUCACUGUUACAGAAAAUGGUGUAACUAAUGGAGAAAACAAAGACGUCAACACUGCAGAUGUUUCAGCAGCCAGCGUGUCCAAGACAUGUUCAGAAACUGUCCGAAAAGUCACAGACAUCUUCUUGUACCCAAUCAAGUCUUGUGGUGCUUUCAGGGUCAGUGAAUGGGCAAUGUCCAGUAAAGGACUGCUGUAUGACCGUGAGUGGGUGCUGGUCAGUGACACAGGAGUGACCAUCGGUCAGAAGAGAGAGCCCAGAAUUUGCCUGCUGAGUCCUUUCAUAGAUCUAGAAAGAAGGAAGCUUGUUUUGUCUUUCCCAGGUGCAUCUCCCUUUGAACUUCCCCUGGACCAGGAAGAUGAGGAUGAUGCUACAGCAAGUCUGUGUACCAAUAAAGUUUGUGGAGACAGAGUAAACACUGUUGACUGCGGAGAGGCUGUCUCUGAUUGGCUGAGUAACAACUUUGAGACAUCGGGGAUUCGAAUGUUGCGCCAGCAGAGUGACGACACCAGACAGAGUAAGCUGAAGGACAAGGAGAACAUUGGUUCUACAGAGUUAGAUAAACCAAAACUGUCAAUGGCAAACGAGUCUCAGCUGGUGCUGCUGAGCCGAGCUAGUGUGAGGGAGCUGCAGAAGAAGAUGGUUGAGAUCAUAGAUGUGAAUGAUACUGAAGAUACCAAUGUGUCUACGGCUCCAGCAGACAUCUCCGAGGAUAAAUUAGUACUUCGCUUCCGUGGCAACCUGGUGAUAGAUGGUGGUAAAUCCUUUGAAGAGGAGGAAUGGUCUUCUAUCCAAGUGGGACAGAACACUGUUGUGUGCCAGGGGGCCUGUUCUAGAUGUCAGAUGAUCUGCAUGGAUCAGGAGACUGGACAGAAGAGCAGAGAGCCUCUUAGGACCUUGGGAGUUUGGCGAGGCAAAAAGGUUCCUUUUGGUGUUCACGCCAGAAUGCUGCCUCCAACCGAUGGAUCCAGGCAGUUCCUACGUGUCGGAGAUAUUGUCCUUGUCAAACAGUAA
Molecule: messenger RNA, 2595 nt
Organism: Candidula unifasciata
Lineage: Eukaryota; Metazoa; Mollusca; Gastropoda; Stylommatophora; Geomitridae
Source: the annotation of a GenBank genome assembly